Thrips palmi is the source of this 1895-nucleotide messenger RNA. RefSeq lists its product as uncharacterized. The transcript has 8 exons. NCBI's taxonomy places the organism in Eukaryota, Metazoa, Arthropoda, Insecta, Thysanoptera, Thripidae. Bases 156 to 1517 code for a protein of 453 amino acids. The record is from RefSeq and is a predicted model, not a curated record.
GGAGUGAGGCAGCCAGUGCGGCACCUCGGAUGCGAACGCUGUUCCUUCAGCCGGCUGCCCGACGUGGUUGGGGGCUUGGCUCGGCUCACCGGCGAGGCGCAGUCGACUGUCUCACUUGACCGCGCCCGACACGAAGCUCUAAGCCCUCCGACACCAUGGCACAGCCACAUUACCAGCUCGAGACCCCCGACCGCAUGGAGUACACCUUCCUGUCGGUCACCGCGGGUUCGAUCCUGUUCAAGGUGCAGGCUGCCAACGACGCGCACAUCGCCCUCACGGCCGGCCCCAACGAGACCGGCCCGCUGUACGAGAUCUUCAUCGGCGGCUGGGGCAACAGCAAGUCCGCCAUCCGCAAGAACAAGCAGAAGCCCGAGGUGGCCAUCGUGGACACCCCCGGCAUCCUGAGCGCGUCCGAGCCGCGAGGCUUCUGGAUGCGCUGGAUCCACGGCGACCUGGACGUCGGCAAGGAGGGCCAGGCGCAGCCCUUCUUGUCCUACAAGGACCCCGAGCCCUUCGGCAUCGGCCACUACGGCAUCUGCACCGGCUGGGGCGCCGCGGGCACCUGGUACAUCGAGGACGGCGACAGCAGCAAGCGCGUGGACACGGAGGACAAGCUGGAGUACAACUGGCACCACGUGCAGCAGGGCUGCCUCAACGUGGAGGUGUGCAGCCCCCACAACGCGCACUUGGCCCUCACCUGCGGGCCCUGCGACUCGGACCCCAUGUACGAGGUGCUGCUGGGCGGCUGGGAGAACAUGGCGUCCGUCAUCCGGUACCGCAGGGAGAAGCCUGACAAGGUGCGCGCCAACACGCCGGCGCUGCUGAGCCAGGGCGAGUUCCGGCGCUUCUGCGUGGCCUGGAAGAACGGCCACGUGCGCGUGACGGACGCCACCGGCAACGUCAUCAUGGAGUGGAUCGACCCCAGCCCGUUCGGCAUCUCGCACUUCGGCGUGCGCACGGCGUGGGGCGCCAGCGGCAAGUGGAGGGUGUGCUGCGCGGAGCGGCCCGACUUCUACGCCAGGCCGUCCGCGCCGCCGGCGCAGAUGGCGGCGGGCGCGCUGCCGGGCUGGGCCGUGGACGGCGCCAAGGGCUGCGCCACGUGGGUGGACUGCAGCCACGGCGUGGUGCCGCCCAACGCCGUGCCCGCCGGCUUCGACAACGGCGAGCAGCUGUACGUCGGCAGGGCCCGCCACGCCGGCGACAUCAUCCCCGGCAAGGUCCAGCCCUCGCACCAGAUGUGCUACGUGCCCUGGGGCGGCGUGGAGCAGGCCAAGACCGAGUACCAGGUCCUGUGCAACUGCGAGCCGGUGUGGCUGCCCGCCACGGACGGCCGCAUCCCCCCUGGCGCGCUCCCCGCCGGCGAGACGGAGGGCGUGGAGCCCCUCUUCGUGGGCAGGGCCACGCACAACGGCGUCAUGUGCGUCGGGAAGGUGCAAGAGACGCACGCUGUGUGCUACAUUCCCUACGGCGGCAAGGAGCUGGCCUUCAACGAGUACGAAGUGCUGUGCGCGCAGUAGCUCCUAAAUCCGACUUCCAACGGUUGCUUCCAAACUCAGUAUUGCAGAUUUCUCAAGCUUCUAGAUCGUAAUUGCGCCCGGUGUGUUAGUCCAAAAUUUGGCUGGGCGGAGAGAAUCUCUUUAAACCGACUAAAUGUUUGUUUGUACUUCAGUAUUUUAAGACUGCUCUGUUGAACAUUAAUUUGUGCACAAUCAUGAUUGCGGGCAAUUUGUGUGAUGAAUUAGAAUUUUUGUGUCGCUAGGAUUGCCUUUGUUUCAAACAGAAAUUAAUUGGCACAUUUAUUGUAUAUUUGUUUGUAUAUGCUUUAUUGAGAUGAAAAUACCAUUACAUUAAUAUAUACUUUGUACAAAUUUUGCAAAUAAAAUGAAUGAUACUGA